This is a messenger RNA of Drosophila ananassae, 1606 nucleotides long. RefSeq lists its product as uncharacterized. The transcript is spliced from 4 exons. Gene Ontology annotation, biological process: regulation of transcription by RNA polymerase II. Bases 544 to 1452 code for a protein of 302 amino acids. The record is from RefSeq and is a predicted model, not a curated record. Gene Ontology annotation, cellular component: transcription regulator complex; nucleus. NCBI's taxonomy places the organism in Eukaryota, Metazoa, Arthropoda, Insecta, Diptera, Drosophilidae. Gene Ontology annotation, molecular function: DNA binding.
UAAAGAGGUUGGCAGCUCCUAAGUGAUCAAAACCACUUGCCAGAUCUGGCAAUACCGGCGUUCUCUUCCGUCGAAACCUUUCGAUGCCAGGGGCGUACUGCAACAUCCGCUCUCUUCAAGGGUUUAACGCUGAACAACAAACCUUCCCCCUUGGCAUUCACUAGAGGGGUUUCGGGUCUUUGCUUAAGGUUGAGUUUGUUGUGGUCAAUACAUUUUUUCUGCCUGCCGCCCUGCAAUGUUUACACUUUGGUUCAAAACUGCUUUAUUUUGGAAUUAAAAUGUACGCCAACAACCAAAGCAAUCUCUUGUGUUUUGUUCAAGAACUGUCAAUAUAACAACUAUAGCUCGUGUUUUCUCGUGCUGUUAGUUGCAACAGCAACACUUGUUGGCAGCAACACCAAUAUCGCAAAGAGAACGAGCGAGUACCGCAGAGUGAGAGUAACAACAGCAACAUCCGGUGACACGGCAGCAACUCGGACCGGAAUUGUAGUUAAAUCAUUACCAUAAUUUAGGUGAAUCUAUUGGCUAGAGGAUCCAGGCCCCAUGAAUACUCGUCGCCGUCCGGUGGCUCCCGCGCCAAAUAUUUACGCCAUAAAUGCCAAGAUCUGUCGACUGGUAGCCGACCAUCCGUGUCUCUAUGAUCGCUCAGAUGAAUUCUAUAUGCGACAGUCGACAGUAAAUGAAGCCUGGAAGGAUAUUUCCAAGAAAAUGCGUAAUUCUGUUAAGAGUUGCAAGGAACGCUGGCGAAACAUCCGCACCAGCUACGCCCGCUCCAUCAAACUGCACCAUGGGGCGAAUACGUAUUAUUUGAACAACGAAUUGCUCUUCCUGCAGAACCACAUCACUCCCGGGGUCCCCGUUCCCCUGAAGGGUCGCCGCUCAAAGGCCAGGGGUCAGGAGCAGUCGGGUCAGGACGGCGACUCGCAGGAUGUGCCUAUCGAGCCUCUCAUCGAGAUGAAAAGGUCGCCAAGCAGUGUGGAUACGGAGCAUGCGCCGAGCCACGACAGCGAAGAGAAGACCGAGUCCGAAGAGGAUUCCGAGGACGAGAGGGACUCGUUUGUGGCAAGAAAAAAGAAGCGUUUGCGGUUAUCCGACGAGUUCAGGGAGGAUGAAAAGACAUCUAAGCCUAAUGUCAUUGCCCCAGCGCCUGCCAUCGACUUCGAUGAUGCCUUCCUGCAGGGCUUGCGUCCUGAAAUCAAGCACAUGAACUUCCACCAGAAGCUGUACUUCAAACGUCGGGUGUACGAGCUUCUUGGUGAAAUAUUCGAGUCCGGAGACUCGCUCUCACCCACCCACCACCACCAGUCCUGUCUGCGUCGCCAGCUUCCCCCUGAGAAGGCGAACGGAGCAAUCUCGGCACCCUCCCCCUCGAAUCCUUUGCAGCACUUGGGACUGACCCUGCAGUUGCCCAAACUGAUACCCAAGCCAACCAAAGAUGCCGGUGCCGGCUAAUCUCCAAAGAUCUGGAUUGCUACUGAGUCCUUUCGAAUUUAUCCUUAAUACUUAGGAAGAAUAUUACUUUAAGUUGUUAAAAACAUAUGCAAAAAGUUAACUGCACGAGCAGUUGUAUCCAAAACUAGAUUUUAAAAAUAAAGAUUGCUAAGGU